AAUUUCGACCAAAUGCCACCGAAAGCCGCGCGAGGGCAGGCCGAGGCAGCGGCGCGGCAAGCGCGGGCCGCGGCCCAGAAGCACCUCGCCGCCACGGGCACGGGACCGUCGCAGUACGAGGGGGCCACCAACAUGGCGUGGGCAUGAGCCUCGAGCGCGGCGACAACACGCUCCAGGUGCUCGCGCAGCGCCGAGCCAAGGCUCAUCCCCUGCAUGAGUCCAGCCACGUGUCCCAUCAAGCAGCCGCCAGUGCCCCGCGAUCGACAACGGCCGCGGGCUCCAGUAUUGGUAGCACCAUCCAAGUCGCGUCGGAGGCCAGCGCUUCGAACGAGUACGCGACGCGACGUGCAGAGGUUGGUGGCGCCUCGAAGAACCAACUGCCGUCGGGAUGGUUGGAGGCCAAGGACCCAGCGACGGGUGACGUCUACUACUGGAACGAGACCACGAAGGAGACGUCAUGGACAAAGCCCGGUGCUAUCGCUGAGAAGACACCGAUCGAGGAUCUCCCAGAUGGCUGGCAGCUUGUGAAUGACCCGACGACCCAGUCGUCGUAUUACUGGAACGUGCACACACAAGAAACACAGUGGGAAAAGCCUGUCUCGCUCGCCCAAGCCAAGGCCGCCAAGUCCAAGCUCGACGCACUCCUCAAGGGCAUUGGGAAGCGGAGCUUUGGCGACGACGACGACGACGACAUUUCUGUGGCACCAAAGAAGGCAAAGCACCGCGAUGAGAACGACGACGACGCGACGCUUCACGCGUUUCUCGCCGACGUGGACAGCACCGACGCAGUGACUCCUCUGUGAGUGCGUUCAGAAGGCGGCUGUAUGAGUCCGUGCAACCGGACUGUGAUAGCCUGAUAGCCAUUAUUAGUAGCACGCGAUGUUAUUAUUCAACGCGCGUCGAGUAACACCG
Messenger RNA from Saprolegnia parasitica CBS 223.65, 912 nucleotides. RefSeq lists its product as hypothetical. NCBI's taxonomy places the organism in Eukaryota, Oomycota, Saprolegniomycetes, Saprolegniales, Saprolegniaceae. Gene Ontology annotation, molecular function: protein binding. The transcript is spliced from 6 exons. The coding region runs from base 144 to 803 and encodes 219 amino acids. The record is from RefSeq and is a predicted model, not a curated record.